Pseudonaja textilis is the source of this 573-nucleotide messenger RNA. The record is from RefSeq and is a predicted model, not a curated record. NCBI's taxonomy places the organism in Eukaryota, Metazoa, Chordata, Lepidosauria, Squamata, Elapidae.
UGGGACACCUGGCAAAAGGCCCAAUGGCACUGGGCCCAACUUAGCCAAAGCGUCGCCGGCUCCAUCCCUCCCGUCUAUGGCACGGCCGUGGUGGCGUACACCAUGGCCGGCGGCUUGUACAGUGACUUCAACCGGGCCGUCCGCAUCGGCGGGAAAUCCCAAAAGGCUUACCACCAAUUCCCCUUCAAGGAUUUCCACUUCCUCCUCACCAAGGUGGUGAAGAUGCGGGAGGUUCCGGGCCAAUGCUACGAGGUUUUCCACGGGGUCAAAGGCAUCCGGUUCAAGGCCCACUACAAGCAGGCCGUCCGCUUCGGGCAGUUCGCCUCGGCGUCAUUGAUCAAAGCAGUGGCUCAAAAAUUCGGGCAGGACACCUUCUUCUCCAUCAAGACCUGUCACGGCGUGCCUGUUUACGACCUCUCCCAGUUCCCGCAGGAAAGGGAGGUCCUCAUCCCGCCCUACGAGAAGUUCGCCGUCACCCACCACGGCAAGGGCCCCAAUGGGGUGAUCGUCCGAUUGGAAUCGCGGGGUGUCUAUAGCUGCUUCAACUGCGACGUACUCCUGAAAGGUAACUGA